Pieris napi is the source of this 2550-nucleotide messenger RNA. Its product is annotated as non-canonical poly(A) RNA polymerase protein Trf4-1-like. The record is from RefSeq and is a predicted model, not a curated record. The coding region runs from base 194 to 1966 and encodes 590 amino acids. Gene Ontology annotation, cellular component: nucleolus; TRAMP complex. Gene Ontology annotation, biological process: RNA 3'-end processing. Gene Ontology annotation, molecular function: poly(A) RNA polymerase activity; mRNA binding. NCBI's taxonomy places the organism in Eukaryota, Metazoa, Arthropoda, Insecta, Lepidoptera, Pieridae. The transcript has 9 exons.
UGACUCACAUCUAGAACGUAUUUUGCUACAACGACGCCCUCUAGUUAAUAAACUGUCAACUAACCGCGUGUCGUCCAUGUUCCGAAUGUGGUGUGACUUAUUUUUGUUUUGUAUUAAUUUUUCGUAUUCUAAUUACCAAUGUGAAAUGAUAAAACAUGUGUUAUCCCAUAUAGUGGAACGUCGCUCCGGCUGAAUGGAUCCCUACGUCGGGUGGUAUCAGCCCGAGCAGGAAGGACCCGCGAAGCGAUUGUGGCUUCGUAUUUGGGAAACCCAAAGUGAAACAGACAAAAUGAACCUCAAAAAUUUAGAAAACUCUAAUCCAAAUGUGAAUAAAGCCCAAGACUUAGUACAAAUUAAUGAAGUGAAUGGUGAAAUUAGGAAUAAUAAUUAUUUUAAUCCUACGCGAAGGAAAGCGAACGAUAACCGCGCAUCUACGUUUAACCUGAAUCAGAACCACGAUGCUCUAAUAGGCGAAUACGGAGGGUGCCCUUGGCGGAUACCCAACUACACCUAUAAGCCCGGGAUACUCGGGCUACACGAAGAGAUCGAACACUUCUUCAUGUACAUGUCACCGACGGAGACGGAACACCUGGUCCGAUCUACUGUUGUGUCUCGUAUACGCAGCGCGAUCCUGUCUCUGUGGCCUCAAGCACGUGUAGAAAUAUUUGGCUCUUUUCGCACCGGCCUCUACCUGCCCACCAGCGACAUAGAUCUUGUUGUCAUUGGUCAAUGGGAAAAGCUGCCUCUUUGGACCCUGGAGCGUGAGCUGGUUAACCAGGACAUCGCAGAAAAGGAAAGCAUCAAAGUGCUGGAAAAGGCCACAGUGCCCAUCGUGAAGAUGACAGACAAAUACUCUGAUGUCAAGGUUGAUAUUUCGUUCAACAUGAGCAGUGGAGUGAAGAGUGCCGAGCUGAUAAAACAGUUUAAGGACAAAUACCCAGUACUCUCGCGGCUUGUAAUGGUGUUAAAACAGUUCCUUCUCCAACGAGAUCUAAACGAGGUCUUCACCGGAGGCAUCUCUUCAUACUCCCUGAUCCUGAUGUGCAUCAGCUUUCUCCAACUCCAUCCACGGCCUGAAAGACUUCGGCAGACCCAUAACCUUGGGGUGUUGUUAAUAGAGUUCUUUGAGCUAUAUGGAAGAAAGUUCAACUAUGUGAAGACAGCGAUAAGGGUUAAGAAUGGAGGCAGUUAUUUGUCUAAGGAUGAACUACAGAAGGAAAUGAAUGACGGUCACCGCCCAUCACUAUUAUGUAUCGAAGAUCCGCUCACAGCGGGUAACGAUAUUGGCCGCUCUAGCUAUGGCGCUCUACAAGUUAAACAGGCAUUCGACUAUGGCUACAUAAUCCUGCAGCAAGCGAUAAGCGGGGCGUUGGGGGCGCACCACAGUGCCCUGGGACGCGUAGUGCGUGUCACGGACCACGUGUUGCAAUACCGGCGAUGGGUGCAAGACACGUUUCACCCGUUUUUCUUCCCGAUCCACAUUACGGCCCAAAUCCCGCAGCCUCCGCCCGCCCUGCCCGCUCCGCCCACCGUCGCGUGCCCAGAGCCCAGCGAUAGCGAACCGGAGUGGUCAGAUGGAUCAGGUGGCGCACCGAGUGGAAAUGGCGGCGAGACGGGCCGUCGCACGUCGCCGCCGCCCUUAUCAGCGCUGCAGUGCUCGUCUCCGACGCCGCGACGCGUUUCGGCGCACCAGAGCCUCAUCAUUCAUCAUAUCACUAGCAAUUCUGACUUCAAUAAUAUACCUUCAGGUGUGAUGCAGCAGCGUUUUAACAACAAUAACACGAGCAACAACACCACCACCAACAGCAACAACAACGCUAACAACAACACCACUCCCAGCAGUGGGGAGCAGAAACCGCGGUCCAGCCGUUCGUUUUCCUCCAAACAGCGGCGAUAUACGUCACCACCACGGUACCGUGAACCUCGUUCGAAUAAGAAAAGGCGACAGUUCGCCCAGCCCCGAUGAUACCCGCCUACGCAUAGGCGAAAGCCGCGGACCACUUAGUGACUCAAUAGUGAGAAUAGUGAAGUGUAAAACACUUAGUGACGUACACCUGUUAUAGUGACUCGUGAUGUUUGUGAUCUGACAGUGAAACGGACUGAUUGAUUAUAGUGGUUACCCAUUACUUCACUAUAAUGUACACUAUGAUGUAGUGCAUGCUUUUGAAUGUGCAUCACUGGUUUGGCGAACGUGACCUUACGCAUUGGUUCGCCUAAAAUACCAGUCGUAAUUGCUACGAAUCGUAGAUUUAUGAAACGGUUGUCGUACUAAUUGUGGCUGGUGGCUUAGAACUGGUAUAAGGUUAAGAAAAGAUACUCGAAGAAGAAAAAUGAUUAUCGAUUCUAAAUUAGGGAAUACCAUUUAGUAAUUGUCAUGAAUUAAAUAUACACCGACAAAUAUAACUUCACGUUAUAGCUACAGAUAAGUAUAAAAAAUACAAAAAAAAGUUGUCAAGCCUUGAUUUUUCUAAAUGUUGACUGAAAGAAAUAAAAGAAAAUACUCAAAUGUCAAUUAAAUAUUUUUGGUUUAGGGGCAUAAUAAUAUCCUUU